AUGAAUUAUCUCUCACUAAUAUUUGUCCUUGUUGCGGCUCUAGCGCUCUGCGUAAACGCUGAACCAGAGCCAGAACCCGCGAAAGGUCAACGGGCAGCUUUGCCCCGCUUCCGUUUGGCUGGUGAUGCCAAGGAAGCACGUAAAGUUGAAUCUGCUGAUGACGAAACUGACGACGUCGCUAACGCCGAUACCAAUGGCAAGAAGGAUGUCACCAACAAGAAGGGUUCUGACGCCUCUAGCGGCCGUUUAUUUUUGAAGAAGUUUAUGCUCUUCAAGAAUAUGUUUGGCCAGCAACAACAACCUGUCAUUCCUAUUAUCAUUGCGGGAAAUUCCGGCACAGGCAGUUACACAACGCCAACUACCAGUUCACCCACUUAUAGCACAAUCACCUCAACUGGUUCCUUACCCACAGUUACGGGCACACUUACCACCUCUCCAACCUCAACCAGUCGUGGUGACGGGCUCGAUCGUCAGGAGGAGGAGGUGCUAGAAGAAGCUGCUGCAGCCAUGGACGAGGAACAAUUACAAGCUGCACUCGCAGCGGGCGCACAAGAAUAUGUAGUAACAGAUCAAGAGAUUCGCGGUACUUCUGAUGCUAAGGCGUCCAAAGGUCCGGCACGCGUAAAUUUGCGCCGUCCUGGCGGUAAAAAGGGCCAGAUGGUCUCUGUGCGCAUACCAGCCAAAUAUCGCAAGUACUUCAAGAACGGCCAAAAGGUAAUGUUAAAUACAAACAACCGCCCGGGGAAGCGGCGUACGGUGCAGAAGAAACGCGUCAACAAAACCCGUAGGAGGAGGGUUGGUGGCAAGAGACGUCGUGUGAAUAAUUAA
Messenger RNA from Anastrepha obliqua, 828 nucleotides. RefSeq lists its product as uncharacterized. The record is from RefSeq and is a predicted model, not a curated record. The transcript has 2 exons. NCBI's taxonomy places the organism in Eukaryota, Metazoa, Arthropoda, Insecta, Diptera, Tephritidae. Bases 1 to 828 code for a protein of 275 amino acids.